Molecule: messenger RNA, 1305 nt
Organism: Chiloscyllium plagiosum (whitespotted bambooshark)
Lineage: Eukaryota; Metazoa; Chordata; Chondrichthyes; Orectolobiformes; Hemiscylliidae
Product: putative E3 SUMO-protein ligase RNF212
Biological process (GO): reciprocal meiotic recombination; protein sumoylation; homologous chromosome pairing at meiosis
Cellular component (GO): synaptonemal complex
Molecular function (GO): SUMO transferase activity
Source: RefSeq, a predicted model, not a curated record
CGGCGCCGAAACACUGAGCGAAGGAAAGGAGUGCGCCUGCGCUGGAUGGAGCAUGUGCCGUUUGGGGGCGAAGUGAGAAGGAGCCGUCUCCAGGGGCAACGGUCACAGUGAAGGAGCGGGCAAAGGCGACAACUGCGUGAACAGAACCACUGAGGAGGCCUGGGCCUAGGGCUAGGCAUCGAGUCAGUGCCUUUAAACAAAGGUUGUCUGGAUGACAUGGCGGUCUGGGUUUUUUGUAACUACUGUUUUCAACAGCCCAAAGCAAAUAGCUGCAGAUUUGUCCUGACCACUUGCGGACAUGUUGUCUGUGAAUCUUGUCUCAGCAAAGGAAAUAUGGACAUAUGCUGUGUAUGCAAAGCACGUUGUCACACUUUAUUUCUCUCAGAUAAGAUGGAUCCAGAUCUCAAGGCACUUUUUACGCAGCCAGAGAAGAUUUGUGAAAGAUAUUUAAAAGAAUUUGUACAGAUUAUGGAUUUCCAGGAGAAACACAGAAGACAUUUAUGUGCAAAUGAGAUAGAAGAGCAUGCAAAAUUGAAAGCAUAUGUACAGCAUAUGACCCAGAGAAAAGAACAAUUUCAAUGUGAAAUUAUGGAAAUGAAGAACUACAUUGCAAAACUAGAAAGCUCUUUGCAUCAAAGACAACAAACAUCACGGUUGCCUACGCCAUCUUCCGUAAGGGAAUCCGUUUCAACACCUUUAAUGAAGUCAGGGAUGUACUCUUCAGUUCCACAAUCAAGACCAACCACAACUGAAAUGUCACACAAAAUGGAGAUUGACGCAAGACCGAGUCCAUCUGCAAAGAUACAAUCCGAUGCAUCAAUAGGUCCAGCCAGACUAUCAGUAAUAAGCCCACCUCAAGAUGGCCGAAUGGGUACUGUGCCUUACAGAGGAACGAAUAAAGUAGGAACUUUUCGGACCUCAGGUCUCUCAACACCAGUGCAACAAAUUGGGCUUUCAGGCUCCCGGUCAUCUGCUGUUCUGAGUCAAGGGGAAGGAAGAUCCCGGGACACAUCAAGUUAUAGAAAUGUACAAUCCUAUCCUCCAACACAGUCUUCAUCGCAGUCAUCCAUCUCAAGGCCUCUCCACCUGAUUGGAAAGCUGGGUCUGCUGGGCCUAAAUAUCUCCCUUUGUAACUGGUUCCUGGACUUCUUGACUGGGAGACCGCAGUCAGUCCGGAUUGGGAACAGCAUCUCCAACACCAUCAGACUUAGCACAGGGGCGCCCCAGGGCUGUGUGCUCAGUCCACUGCUGUUCACCCUGCUUUGCAGCAAUGCACAGCUCGAAUCACAUCAUCAAGUUCGCUGA